AUGAGCGUCAUCACCACGACCGGUGCCAUUGUCGGCGACACGCCAGAUCUGCUCAAGCCAUUGUCGACGUCUUUCGAGGAGAUCCGCAGCACGAUCACGAAGGAGCUCGUUGCUGAUCCAGCGCCAGACGUGUCGUGCGAACAGAUCGCCAGCACCACGGAAUGGCUGCGCUCCAUCAUUGCUGCGAUGACGGAGCAUAACUCGGGUUUCUCACGGCUUGGAGUGUCCCAGCUUGGCGACGAGGAGCUGCAACGCAACCAGGCCUUGGCUAGAGAGGCCUCCAGGCAGCUGACGGUGCUCUUAGCUGAGAACACAAAGCAGUUCCGAGCAGUUCCCAUGGGCGCCAUGAUGGCAUUUGGUGAAGGGAGCCAGAGCCAAGAGGUCCGCCAGAACUUGGCCACUUUCCGCCAGUUUUGGGAGAAGUUCGGGGAUGCAAAGUGGCUUUCUGGCCUGGUGGCCCCGGAGUUUGCAGAAAAGAAGGAGCUGGCCAAGAAGUUGCUCGACACUUUGCAGGCUACGACAACGGCGAUGUUGCCGAACGUUGGCGCCGUAUGCAAGUUUUGCAAGUGCCAUCGGGGCAAUUCGACAUAUUGUCAGAACCCAGAUUGUGGCAGGUGCCCAUGCGGCUCGCUGCAAUGCAACUACCCAUGCGGAGGAGUGUCUCCUUACAAGUGCAACUAUUGCAACAGUUUACGACGUCGGGAAGAGUUUUGCUCAAAUACAAAUUGUGCACGCUGCGCGCACGGCCACUUCAGGAGCCGGGGCUGCUUGAAGGGCUGCUCCGAAGUUGGCUCCACCAACAUAAAGUUGCAGCCAAAGAGCGUAAGCUUGUACGACAAGAUCACUGCCUGCAGUGAGGAGACGAGCAAGUCCAAGCUUCUGCACCUGGCACAGAUGGCCGACCUGUUGGCCAAGGCUUGCCGCAAGGAUGCUGAGGCAAUGGAAGCUGCGGAGAAGAAGCUUCAACAAAAAAUGGAUUUGUUGAAGGACUUCGCCGAAGCCGUCAACGACGUUCCAAAGGUGCUCCGCCAGUUCCUGCUGAUUCGGAGCGGGUCGAUCAAAGAUGACCUUGGGCAGCUGAAGGAGUGGCUGCACAAGGAUGAGGUGGACUCCGCCCACAUGCAACUGGAGGAGUUCCGCGAUGAAGCCGCAGAGGAGCGCGUCAUGCGCCGCGUCGGUCAGAAGCGCGCGCUGUCGGAAGGCUCAUGGUCGUUGGCGUCGCCGCGCUGA
Molecule: messenger RNA, 1230 nt
Organism: Symbiodinium sp. CCMP2456
Lineage: Eukaryota; Dinophyceae; Suessiales; Symbiodiniaceae
Source: the annotation of a GenBank genome assembly